AUGUCGGCCGCCGUAGUAUCCGAAUCUCGAUAUAAAUCAUUCCUUAAACCAGCUAAAUUCUGGCAAAAGUCCAACAAGACGGCUCCAGCCGGUUAUGAGAAUGAUGAAAACAAGCCUUUGGAAAAGACCCCCACAACCCUUUUCAAAAAGAAAACGGACGAUGAGGUCGCUCUGCGAGAAACCGCCAAAGGCGAGAUUUACAAACUUUCCACCGUCAGUGAUUCAGGCGUCUAUCUUCCUCCGUCUCCCACCGAAGACAGCAAGCGUGAUCACUGGUUAAACAUCGAUCAGGAGGCAAUGGUUUUCCCUCUGCCCGAUUUUGAUCGCCUGACAACAAAUUCUGGAGAAAAGCACAGUUUCUAUACACCUUCCGUCAUUGUUGAUCAUCAUGAAGAUUUAGUUUCCCGCACACCAUGUAGCACAAAAGCAAGCUCGGAUCAUAUCAUUCUCCAUGAACCUUUGUAA
Molecule: messenger RNA, 465 nt
Organism: Radiomyces spectabilis
Lineage: Eukaryota; Fungi; Mucoromycota; Mucoromycetes; Mucorales; Radiomycetaceae
Exons: 2
Coding region: 1-465 (154 amino acids)
Source: RefSeq, a predicted model, not a curated record